Vitrella brassicaformis is the source of this 1226-nucleotide messenger RNA. Lineage: Eukaryota; Vitrellaceae. The record is from the annotation of a GenBank genome assembly.
GUGCAUGUGAGUGACCUAUUGAUGACAUGACUACCUGAAGGUCAUGAGUUGACCCCAGGUCAGUCAGUGUUAUAACCAACAACACACAUACAGUAAGUAUCCCAUCAGCCAUGCAGCACAACCCUCUCGCCAUCAGGACCACCACAAACCACUAAUCUAUCCCCGCCCUUGUCCUUCCCAGCCCCUCCCCGCCUCACCAGCACCCUCAGCCAAAAUGGCACACCAGACCCAGCCAGCUCCUCCCGCCGCUCAUCCCCCUCUCGCCCGGCUAGAUGGCAUGUGAAGGGAAACGACUGUCUUGUGUGCCGGUGAUGGAGCCGCCGCAUGAGACUCGGUAGCGAGACCCCAGACGCCAGCGGCAGGAAAACUGACUGCAGACAUGGAGGGUCUUGCUUCCGCCGCUGCUGCAGGAUGAGCAAGAGCGGCCCCACACGGACGCACCGUAAUCGCGGGGAAGAUGACGGUGUCGACUGAUGACCUGCAGCAAUAGUGCAGCUUUCGGAGGUCGUGUUGGAUUGACCAUCGAUGCCCUGAGCAGCUGCGGCGGGGCAUGUCGAUGACGCAUCGGCAUCAAUGGACGUGAGAGAGAGCGAUAGAGAGUCGAGCAGCGUGAGCCACGACGGAACAUCCUCCUCGACCCCGCCUGCAACACAGACAGACAUACAGACAUACAGAGCGACAGGUGUGAUGAUGCUGCAUGUACCAAGAACGUCGCGGUAGUAGCGUAAGGAGGUCUCCACACACGACACACCAAGAACUGAUGCAAACCACAAGGCAACACAAGACAAACACACCACACACAUGUGCACUACUGCAGACAGACAGACAUCUAUCUCCAGCAGCUUGGCUUGGCUUGCCCUCCUCACCCAUCACUGUCGGCGCAUUCAUUGCAUAGGCAUCUUUCAUGGCUCCGUCAGGCGCAUCCUCUGCUGCACUCUGCCCCAUCCGAGCCUUCAUUCUCCCAUACAUGACGCCACACGCGAUGAGCAGCAGACCGCCCAGCACACCCAGAUACUGCACCGACAGGAAGGCGUGGACAGGGAAGCCGCCGGCGUGUCCUUGUCCCUGAUUCACUGCUGAGCGCUGCUGCAUGGCCAUCCACGGGAACAAGAGCCACAGAAAGCUCCUCGGAUGCGAAGCACUCAUCGGUUUUGCUUUCUCUUCAUGCACACUUCCCAUGGCUGGCCUCCUGCCUGCUCUUCUCCACGUACUGCCUUUGUUUUGAU